AUGCUUGUUCCUACACCCACAACCCUAUACCCACCGCACCCAAUCCCUCCAUCCACCAAAAGUUCCUCCAAACUUCUAGAACCAUCAUCCGAAGUUCCAGAACCUUCUCCUUCUUCCAACCCACAUGCCAAGUUCACGCCUUUGGAGCAGCAAGUGGUGGACCUCAAGAAGAGGUACCCAAAUGUCCUUUUGAUGGUGGAAGUCGGUUACAAGUACCGGUUCUUCGGCCCAUAUGCCGAAAUUGCUGCGAAGGUUUUGGGGAUUUAUGCCCAUAUGGAUCACAAUUUCUUGACUACUAGUGUGCCCACUUUCUGGUUGAAUGUCCACGUUAGGAGGUUGGUGAGCGUUGGGUACAAGGUUGGCGUGGAGAGGUCUGUGGGGAAUGAGGGAGAAGAAAUCAAAAGGGGAGGGGGGCAUGGUCACAUUUACCCUAAACGAUGGGACCAAUGA
Molecule: messenger RNA, 450 nt
Organism: Prunus armeniaca (apricot)
Lineage: Eukaryota; Viridiplantae; Streptophyta; Magnoliopsida; Rosales; Rosaceae
Source: the annotation of a GenBank genome assembly